This is a messenger RNA of Octodon degus (degu), 2327 nucleotides long. It is a transcript of the gene Tmprss11e, whose product is annotated as transmembrane serine protease 11E. NCBI's taxonomy places the organism in Eukaryota, Metazoa, Chordata, Mammalia, Rodentia, Octodontidae. The coding region runs from base 792 to 2060 and encodes 422 amino acids. Gene Ontology annotation, molecular function: serine-type endopeptidase activity. The record is from RefSeq and is a predicted model, not a curated record. Gene Ontology annotation, biological process: proteolysis. Gene Ontology annotation, cellular component: plasma membrane; extracellular region. The transcript has 12 exons.
CAAUCUUCUGCCUCAGCCUCCAGAAUGCUGGGAUUGCAGAGACAAAUGUCAUCUCCAAACUUCCUCAGGCCUUGGGCAUGUACUGCCACACCACCUCUUCUUACCCCAGCUGAAUGGAAGGAGUAUGCAGAUGCUGGCACCAGGAUACGCAGCUUAGUGUUAUUUCCACAGAGCAAGAAGUCUGAGUCUUGGAAAGGAUGAAAGAAGCUAGUACAUCUCUAUCAUCUCAUUUGCUUCCCCAACAUUCCCUGCUAUGAAGACCCUAUUGCACUUGUAAGUGGUGAGAUGCUGAUGCUGGUAGUGAGGCCCCUCCAUCACUCAGGGCCAUCUUUAUACCAUCAUGAUUGGCCAGCUUGGAUUUUGCCAACAUUGAGCAUAUGAGCUUGUGUGUGUGAACUUCCAGAUACAGGUAGCAUAUUGGACUUUUUAAAAUUUUUUGUAACAUACUUGAUUUGGAAAGAAUGUAACUUUGAGGGAUAAGCUGGUAAAUUGGUCUAUAUCCAAGUCUUCUUAAAGAUAAUUCUCAGACCAAUAAUAUAAGACAUUUGAAGAAACAAUAAAUUAGAAGAAAACAAUUCAGCCAAAAGGCUAUCUAAACACAAGACAGAAACAAGUGGAGACUCAAAAUCUAACCCCAGCAGUAAGAGACAAACACCUUCCUGGGGAAAAGAGAAGUUUGGCCACCUCCAGCUUCUGCGUAAACUAUCAGCCUGCAGAGUCACCGAUGGAGCUGAGGGAGCCACUUCACUGCAUACUCCGAUCUCCACAGGGCUCUUCCUUGCUGGUCAGCAAUGUAUCCACUAGCUGUGGUGAGGGCCAGGAAAGGAACUUGUGUGCAGCCCUGGGUUAUUGGCCUUAUCAGCUUUCUAUCCCUGAUUGUGCUGGCAGUGUGCGUCGGACUCACUGUUCAUUACGUGAGAUACAGUCAAAGGAAGACUUACAAUUACUAUAGUACACUGCCAUUCACAAGUGACAGAGUAUAUGAUGAGUUUGGAAGAGAGGGUUCCAAGAAUUUCACAGAAAUGAGCCAGAGAAUUGAAUUAAUGGUAAAAAAUGCAUUUAAUAAAUGUCCACUGAAGGGAGAACUUGUCAAGUCUCACAUUAUCAAGUUCAGUCAAGAGGAACAUGGACUACUGGCUCAUAUGCUGCUCAUUUUUAGAAUCCGUUCUACUGAAGAUCCUGAAAUCACUAAUAAAAUUAUUCAACAUGUUCUACACAAAAAGCUGAAAAAUGCAGUAGGACCCCCUAAGGUUAAUCCUGAUUCAGUUGAAAUUAAAAAAAUCAACAACUCAGAAUCAGACAGCUAUCUGAACAAUUGCUGUGGGACCCGAAGGACUCCAUCUGCGAAGGACAGCGUCAGGAUUGUUGGUGGUACAGAGGUAGAAGAGGGAGAAUGGCCGUGGCAAACCAGUCUGCAGUGGGAUGGUGUCCACCGCUGUGGAGCCACUCUGAUCAAUGGUUCCUGGCUUGUGAGUGCUGCUCACUGCUUUCAAAUGUAUAAGAACCCAGCCAGAUGGACUGCUUCCUUUGGAGUAACAAUAAAUCCUCCCAAAAUGAAAAGAGGCCUCCGGAGGAUAAUUGUCCAUGAAAAAUAUAAACACUCAUUGCAUGAUUACGAUAUUUCUCUUGCAGAGCUUUCUAGCCCUGUUCCUUACACAAAUGCAGUGCAUAGAAUUUGUCUCCCUGAUGCCACCCAUGAGUUCCGCUCAGGAGAUGAGCUGUUCGUGACAGGGUUUGGAGUAGUGCAAAAUAAUGGCUACACUCAGAAUCAUCUUCGGCAAGUACAGAUCAAUCUUAUAGACACUAAAACGUGCAAUACACCUCAAGUUUACAAUGGUGCCAUAACUCCAAGAAUGUUAUGUGCUGGUUCCUUAAAAGGAAAAAGAGAUGCAUGCCAGGGUGACUCUGGAGGACCAUUGGUUGGUGCAGAUGCUAGAGACAUCUGGUACCUUGCUGGAAUAGUGAGCUGGGGAGAUGAAUGUGGGAAAGCCUACAAGCCUGGUGUUUAUACGAGAGUGACUGCCCUCCGAGACUGGAUCACUUCCCAAACGGGUAUCUAGGGAAAACUGGUGCAAUGAAACUUCUCUCUUUGUGUGUGACAGUUCAUUCUUAGAGAUGCAGGAUUGCAGAAGAAGCCUUAGAGAUCACAAGGAUCUGGCCCAUCUCACUAAACCAACUGCUGGAUGGAUACUUUUCCGUGCGAGCUCUUCUGCCCACAUGAACAUCUUGUAUCUGCCAGAUGAACUCUGCCCAACCUGUCUUCAUGUUUUCUGGGCAUUUUCUGUCAUCAAAAUCUUGGCUUGUUGACAUAAAUUAUUCAUGCAAAU